UUGAAUAAAACAAGCAUGCACGCUCUGGUGAACGCCUUCAUGCGUUGCCUCUCCUUCCUGCUGCCCCCCUCCUGGCUGUGUGUCAGCCUGUGCUUGUGGGCCAGUGAGUGCGAACAGACGCCGCCACGGUCCAAUCCCAGAGCUCGCUUCCGAGCUACAAAGCCUCUUACAUAUGAGGAAGUAGUCGCAGUAGCCGCGGCGGUACACGGUGGCGGCGGUGGUGGUGGUGCUGAUGCCUCCUCCUCCUCCCCUUGCAGCCCGUCGGCCUCCCCAGCUCCAGGCUGCGUCUCGCCGGCUCCGCAGGCCGCUCCGUCGGACACUCGGAUCUGGUUCGGUCUCGCGUGGCAAGCCGUGGAGCGCGUCUUGGGAGCUCCGCGGGUCCUUCUCGACGAUAGUAGCAGUCGAUCGGCGUCAAGUCCCGCCCGCCUCCUUGACUCGAGCUCGGCUUCUGGAGGCGCCUACACCGACCCCGGGGCGAACAUGAGCGCGGCCGCGGGGAUCCCGAGCCCGAGCCCCAGUCUCGGUCUCAGCCCGUGCUCCCCCGACUCGUCCGAAGAGGUCAUCACCGUGGACCACCAGCUCUCUCAGGAGAUGGGUACGGUGACCAUCACGGUGGCCAUCCAGGCGGCAGAGGACGAGGAGCCCGAGGAAUUCUCGCCCGGGCAUGGCGACUUUAUCGGCGGCAGCUGCAGCGAGGACGAAUUCGGGAAGCACGACAAGUCGAGUGGUGCUGGGACCAGCGGCGGGGAGCUGGAGGAGGAGAGCUGGCAGCCUCCUGACCCAGAGCUCAUCCACAAGCUGGUGACCCAGAUUGAGUACUACCUGUCGGACGAAAACCUGGAGCACGACGCCUUCCUUCUCAAACACGUGCGACGCAACAAGCUGGGCUUUGUCAGUGUCAAGUUGUUGACCUCCUUCAAAAAGGUGAAACACUUGACUCGCGACUGGAGAACGACUGCUUUUGCCCUGAGACAAUCCAACCUCCUGGAGCUCAACGACGAGGGCGGGAAAGUGCGGCGUAAAACGGCCGUGCCGGUCUUCGCCAGCGAAUCGCUGCCCAGUCGCAUGCUGCUGCUGAGCGAGCUGCAUCGCUGGCCUGAGCUGGCCCAGCUCACGGAGAACGGAGGCGGAGGCGGGGGCGGCGAGAGCGGUGCCGCUCAGCAGGAGCAGCUGAUGAAGCUGCUGCUCAAAGCCUUCGGGACAUACGGCGCCAUCGCGUCGGUCCGCGUCCUCAAACCCGGCAAGGACCUGCCGGCCGACCUGAAGAGGCUGAGCGGCCGCUACGCCCAGCUGGGCACCGAGGAGUGCGCCAUCGUGGAGUUCGAGGAGGUGGAGGCGGCCGUCAAAGCCAACGAGGCAGCGGGUGGCGCGGACGGCGGCUCGCCGGGCUUGAAGGUGGUCCUGAUUGGCACCAAACCUCCCAAAAAGAAAGUCCAGAAGGAGCGGUCCGGCGAGGACGCCCCCCCCACAGGGAUGCGCAAAAGCCGCUCGCUCAACAGCCGAGUCCGAGAGCUACAAUACCACGCGGACGACUCCGCCUGCAGUUCCUCGGACACGGAGAGCACGCCCACGUCGCCCCGGCCGGCCCGCAAGUCCCAGUCCUGCAACAAGCUCAGCCCCACGGCCGCGGGCGUCGCCUUCCAGAACAAUCACCUGUCACCCCGCAACAGUCCGUGGUCCAGCCCCCGCGCCAGUCCCUGCCUCCAGCGCAAAUCGGCCCACUCCCACAAAUCGCCCUUAGUCGGCCAGGGCCGACUCAGCCCCGAACCCGGGCGCCGCUGGGCCGACUACUCGUCCGACAGCAGCCUGACGCCGUCGGGCAGCCCGUGGGUGCAAAGGCGCAAGCAGGUGGCUUCGCAGGAGAGUAGUCCGGUGGGGAGCCCGAUGCUGGGCCGCAAGAUCCAAAAUGCGGACGGCCUGCCCCCGGGCGUCACCAGGCUCCCGCGCGGUCCCGACGGAACCCGCGGGUUCCACUGCGGACCGCUCGCCGAGAGAGGCAAGAGCGCCGCCACCCAGACUUGACGUGUAAAAUGCAUCCUGCUCGUGCCUAACCUGAGCGGCCCCCUCGCCUCUUAUUUGACACUGCAGAUCUAUUUUUCUUUUUUUUUGUUAAGUGGCUUGUUCUAUUUUUAUACAAAAUUUUGUGUUGACUUGGUGGCAUUAGUUCUUUGCUAAUGGAAAUUUGAGUGGAUUUAAGUUGUUGUUGCUUCAAGAGAACUUCCCCUACAUCCAUCUAAAAAAAAUAAAUAAAUGUCACAGGAGCUGUGGGAUUUUUUUUUGGGGGGGGGGGUGUUUUUUUUGCCCCCAAUGACCCUCCUCUUUUAAAUCGAAGUGUACUGUCCUUAUGUGCGACAACCUCACACUAUGAAUUGGUGUGUUGAUACGUACGUGGAGAUCACCGUAUGCCUUUUUUGUGUCGGUCUGCAUUUUGACGUGCUAUUUUAAGGAGAAGUCAACAAAAACAAUUGAUGACAAUAAUGUAAAGUGCGGUCACACUCGUCUAAACACGGUUUUCUGAUUUAUUGUUGCGUUUAUGGAACAUGAAUUUAGCAGCAAAGUCCACUUUUUUUUUUAAUCCUUUUCAGGGGGCAGCCAUUUUGCCGCUUGCUGUCGACUGAAAAUAAAAUCACAGUUGCGUAGACAAUGACCAAUCACGCCACACCUGUUUGGUCAUGUGACAUUCGCAUACAGAGCCGUGAUUGGUUAUUUGAGCGCUUCAGCGACUGUGACGUCAUUUUCAGUCGACAGCAAGUGGCAAAUCGGUCGUCACCUGAGAUGGACAAAAAAAAUUGGUUUUUGCUACUUAAUUAAUAUUCCACUAAUGCAGUAUUAAUCUGAAUACUGUGUUUCGGACUCGUGGGGCCGCAUAGAACUUUAUUGUAAACUUUAUUUUUACAAGGCCAUGAUCUCUCCAGGUCGGACAGUUCAUUUCUCUUUUAAUUUACACUUAUUUAAUUUCAGAUCUACUUAUGGCAAUGGAAGGGCCUCUUUUAGCCGUGAAUAUUUUUUUCAACAAGUAUAGUUUGUUUAUUUAUAUUGAGGGUUGUUUUUUUUUCAAACAGAACUUAAUUUCUCCUCAGAGUGAGGGUGAGGGAUGCUCAGGUCAAGCAAGAAGAGAUGUUCCCAUGUUUGCGCUACACCUGAGCUGGGGUUGUUUGUACAGUGCAAAUCCCGUCGUGCAAAUAAAGCACUGAAACUGCA
This is a messenger RNA of Hippocampus zosterae (dwarf seahorse), 3201 nucleotides long. It is a transcript of the gene larp6a, whose product is annotated as La ribonucleoprotein 6, translational regulator a. Lineage: Eukaryota; Metazoa; Chordata; Actinopteri; Syngnathiformes; Syngnathidae. The transcript is spliced from 3 exons. The record is from RefSeq and is a predicted model, not a curated record. Gene Ontology annotation, biological process: RNA processing. Bases 16 to 2022 code for a protein of 668 amino acids. Gene Ontology annotation, molecular function: mRNA binding. Gene Ontology annotation, cellular component: nucleus.